Molecule: messenger RNA, 1109 nt
Organism: Orbicella faveolata
Lineage: Eukaryota; Metazoa; Cnidaria; Anthozoa; Scleractinia; Merulinidae
Product: exocyst complex component 7-like
Biological process (GO): exocytosis
Cellular component (GO): exocyst
Molecular function (GO): phosphatidylinositol-4,5-bisphosphate binding
Source: RefSeq, a predicted model, not a curated record
GUGCCGCCAUAAAAAGCCGGAUUACUGAAUUGUUUUGCUUUGAAAUGUUGCUCUUGACUUUUCCGUUGUGAUGUGCAGUGGAAUUACCAAGAAUUCUGAGGUUAUGUAAGGUGGGAUCUGUGAGCCUGAUCCUUGUCAGUCUGUCCCGAUCUGUAAAAUGGUCGAUCCUUAAGAACUUGAGCAGAUGACGACUAGCCGCCGUCACAACUUUCGGAAGAGCUAGUGGUGUUCCUGAUCGGACAAUAAGAAUCGGAACUCCUCGGGUUCUUUGCCAUAAACGACACUUGUUUCACCGACUGAGUUCAUUUAUGAGUUCAAAGACUUCAAACGUUACCUUUCAUCAUUUGCUUGGAAUUUUUUUAUAUUGUUAACAGGAAACAUUUCACAGGACUCGGGGGCAGUUCCCUAUACUCAUUAACGCUAUGGAGUUAACGUCUGCCAAGGCUCUGGAUGAUUUCGCUGAUGGGAUAAAGCACGGUCCUGACAAGCAUUCCAACAUGCCAAGCGAUGGAACAGUUCACGAGCUGACCAGAAACACACUUAUUUUCAUGGAGCAACUCCUACCCUACACUGAAACAGUUGGAAGCAUGUUAGUCACCAUGCAAGAGGAGCAGAGUGGAAAUUUCUUUACAAGAGAAACAGAACUCUUUACAAAAGUUGUUGCUGAGUACGUCCAACGAGUGCUUGGAGCCUUGGGUCUGAAUCUUGAGCUCAAGGCCAGAGUGUAUGAGGCGCCAACUCUUUGUUCUCUGUUCUUGUUGAACAACUACAAUUACAUAGUCAAGGCUCUACAACGGUUAGGUCUUCUUGCUCUUCUUCAAGAAGGAGGAAUCUCUGGAGUCGAAAAACAGUACCAGCAACUGAUUGAUGAACAGAAGACCACAUAUCAGAAAUGGUAUGACCGAACAACCGACCCAUAGACCGACUGGCCGACUGCCUGACUGCCGGCCUGCUUGCUUGCUUGCGUGCUUGAGUGACCGACUGACUGACUGACUGACGGUCCGACUUACUGCUUGAUUAGCUCACUGUCUGUCUGUCUGUCUGUCUGUUUGACUGACGGAUGGACGGACGGGCGGACGGACCGACAGACUGAUUGACUGACUAACUGA